Doryrhamphus excisus (bluestripe pipefish) is the source of this 2642-nucleotide messenger RNA. It is a transcript of the gene cables1, whose product is annotated as Cdk5 and Abl enzyme substrate 1. Lineage: Eukaryota; Metazoa; Chordata; Actinopteri; Syngnathiformes; Syngnathidae. The record is from RefSeq and is a predicted model, not a curated record. Gene Ontology annotation, biological process: nervous system development; regulation of cell cycle. Gene Ontology annotation, cellular component: cytosol.
GUGGUACAAAGCCUACAUGUGUUCCUGACAUCUGAUUGGUCCAAAUGUUCCCUGUGCUGCUACAAUACUGCACACACGUGACCUGCCUGUUUUCACCCACUUCCACGCGUGCACUUAAAAGACAGGCCGCAGCAACACACAAACACAGAUAUAUAUACACAAAUCCGGUCUCACACACCCACGCACACGUUUGCAGUUUGAUGUGCUGCAGGUGAGAGGACCGAGGCUCCGUGGGCGGGACGCGGAGCAUGGCGGCGGCCGCGAGCAGUAGCACAUCCACGGCCACGCUGCAUGGCAUCCAGCACGGCGCCAGCAUCGAGCAGACGCGGAAACGCAUCGACCCCAGACGGAGGCAAGCGGCGCUGUCCUUCCUCACCAACAUCUCCCUGGAUGGACGACCCGUGCAGGACGCCGCGGACCAACAGGAGGAAGCCGAGGAAGGCUCGCUGGAAGCCCGGACUAGACACAGCUUCCCGGCUGGGGCUGCUUCCCCUGCCCCGUGUGGAGCCAUCACAGCUACCACCACCGCCGCUCCUGCUGCAACCACUUCCACCGCACAGGCUGUCUCCUCGGGGAACCAGGCUCUCCUGGCGAGUAGCCGGACUAUCCCUUCGGCUCCUGCUGCCGCAGAAUCCGCCGAGGGCGACGCCUUCGCUCCGGCCGCUUUCAGCUCGCCUUUCCCGGCGCUUCCAGCCUCGGCCAGGGGGAGACUGCAAACCUACACUCAGGGAAUCGUACCAGCGGCGUACUCCAGACAAGGCUCCCAGAACUACUGCCUGGAGGGAGGCCAGAUAGCCAACUCUGCCAUAGAGCUGCAGCGAUCAAGGCGCCGACUCAUCUCCCAGCGCUCAUCAUUGGAAACCUUAGAGGACAUUGAGGAGAAUGCACCUCUGCGCAGGUGCCGAACCCUGUCAGGUUCUCCUCGACCAAAGAGCUUCAAGAAGGUCCACUUCAUUAAGAACAUGCGGCAACACGAUAUGCGUAACGGAAGGAUAGUCCUAAUCAGUGGCAGAAGAUCCUUCUAUAGUGUAUUUUCAGUGCUGCCCUAUCGAGAUUGUAGCCAAGCAGGGGAUGUAAAGAUGGAGGCGGGGCGCCAGCGACACCCGUCAGGAGGCGUCAGUGCCAAAGAGAUGGUGAUUGGGCUGGAGGGGGUGGAGCUAGGGGCUGAUGGGAAGACCGUGUCCUACACUCAGUUCUUGUACCCCACCAACGUGCUGGGCGGGCGCAGGAACACCAUCGACUCCACCUCGUCCUUCUCUCAGUCUCGUAACGCCAGCCACCGCAGCCUCAGUCUGGCCCGCGCCAACAGCAACCAGAGUAGCCUGGACACGGGGAACGAGAUGAGUGACUUUCGAGAGUACGACCCUAACCUUCUAGAUGACCCCCAGUGGCCUUGCGGGAAACACAAACGCGUGCUCAUCUUCCCUUCAUACAUGACGACGGUCAUCGAGUACGUUAAACCCUCUGACCUGAAGAAAGACAUGAACGAAACCUUCAAGGAGAAGUUCCCUCACAUCCGCCUGACGCUCAGCAAGAUCAGGAGCCUGAAGAGGGAAAUAAAGAAGUUGGCCCAGGAUGAGUGCGGCUACGAGGAGCCCACGGUGGCCAUGGCGUUCGUGUACUUCGAGAAACUGGUCCUUCAGGGAAAACUCAACAAGCAGAACCGUAAACUUUGCGCUGGAGCAUGCGUCCUCCUGGCGGCCAAGAUUGGCGGGGACCUCAAAAAGCACGAGGUCAAACUACUUAUAGACAAACUGGAGGAAAGGUUCCGAGUGAACCGCAGGGAGCUGAUCGCCUUUGAGUUCCCUGUGCUGGUGGCACUGGAGUUCAACUUGCACCUGCCGGAGCACGAGGUCAUGCCGCAUUACAGACGUCUGCUGCAGACCUCCUAGCGUUGGUGGGCUGUCAGGGGGACCGACGCCCCCUGAUUGCCUCCACUCGCCUCCUUGCAGUGUGCACAGUUGUCAUCUUUUACACCACGGUCAUUUUGUAUAUCUUAGACUUAAAAUUCUUGAGUUUUUAAAUCAUCAGUCUGCUUUGCUUUGUUGACUGCUUGUGACUCGGAGGGACUCGUCUUAUGUUCUUAAAAAGUGCACUUUUUCUGGAAAAUUAUAUGAUUUUUUAAAAUUUUUUUAACAGGAUCCGAAACUAAUCAUUUCCAUGGACCUUUUUUUCUGGUAUCCUUUUUCUUUUCUCUUUCCGUAGUGCUAUUCCAAUCACUUUAAGCAGUGUCCAAUCUCUGUGCUCUAUGUUAGAGUGUAUUGCUAGCACCUUAAGGUGCUGUAAGGGCGCUCAGGAUGGUUGCAAAAAUAGAAAAUAUUCAUAAAAAUAAGACUUAUUUGGCAUGUCUCUUCAUAUUAAAAGUACCGCCACACCAGGAGCUAACUUGUACAUACCACUCAAAAGUUUAGACACACUUUUUCCAUGCUAUUCACUGAUUAUUCAGUGUGUCCAGAUUUUUGCUAUUUCAUAUAUUUGCAUCUGCAAAAAAAAAAAAAAAAUCACCAAAUUGUAAAAAAUGGGAAUGUAGGUUUUUAAAGUGAACAAAAUAAAAUUGUUUAUGCUGGCAAGCCCAAAGAUUUAUAACACUAAAUAACAACUGCUGGGCAACAGUUAUUGCUUGUUUUGGAUUGUAAAUAAAU